AUGCCCGCUCCACGCCACGCUCAUAACGCGGCGACGCCCACGACGACGGCCCAACGACUGGGACCUUUUGAGGUGGAUUAUCUUUGGGUAGUGGAGCUGGAAUGGAGCAUUGGAUCCAUCUGGAUUACUACGCAGUGGGUAACCGUGCCUUAUGUAAGUGGACAGUACUUUGUGUCAAGUAUCUAUCAGAAUAUGGACUCGUUGUUAGGUUGUCUGCCAUUGGGUUCUUUCCGCGUCGUCGUCACUUCUCUCGCCGUCUUUUUUCCGGCACUACACCCCGAGGUAUUCUUCGGAGAAACUUGGAAUGAGGCAUGCUUGGUCAGCGGCUAUGGCAACGGCAGCAGUAACGGCAACGGCAGAGGCGGCGGCGGCAGCCACAUCAUUUCAUCUCUUCCCGCCAAAACCUCAUUUGUCUUUUCCCGAGAGCUGAUACUGGUAUGGGGAGCGGCAGCAAGGCAUAACAACAUGGGGGAAACCUACCUUACCUUACGCAGUAGUCUACAUAAGAUACAUUUAGCCCUUGCUCUGCCGUGCAUCGACUGCAUUAAAACCCGCCCACUACCACACUGCGUCCACUCUGCAUCCAGUACUAUCCGAGCGCCACGUCUACUUGACGUCUCUCACUCUGCCCCUCUAAAACUGGGUAGCAUUCGAGCAACACAGUGGACCUGGGAGGCGAAUUGGGAAAAGAUGCUGCUUGCUGAUUGGAAUAAGAGAAGGUCAAAAGUCGUAUCACGGGGUCGUGAAAGAGAGCUGGCAAUGCGCCUCGUCCGUGUUGCUGCUCCAUUCCGUUUUAUCGUGCCAAGUACCUACCAUAGCCUCAAGAUACAGGUGGUCCCCAAAGCCCCAAACGUCUUCAGCCGUGCCUGCCGUCAUCCAAUCCGCAGCCCUCUAAUUCCGUCCCCAGGCGACCCCUUCCUUCCUUCCUUCCUUCCUCCGAGUUUCCAUUGUCCCCGUGACUUCCUCUCCUGUCCAUACGGCAAUACGCAGUACGUACCAUUCUGGAUGUCUCCAAUAUCCCAUGUCGAAUUUCUCUUUCUCUUGCGCACCAGUCUUUUCCUCUCUGCCUCGUCAGCCCUGUCUAGCAUCAUUGGUGACCCUGCUCUCCAAGACGACGACGACGACAACCAUCACGUCAGCAUUCGUCUGUCCCUGGCUCAAGCUUAUACCCUCGUGGCCGACGCUGAUGUCAAUCAACUUGGAGCAUGUUGGGCUGUUCUCGCUUCGCUUGUCAUCUUCUUGCGCCCGUCGUCUUGUCCGUGCCUCUUCCCCCGGUCAUUUGAGGCCACCGAGGGAGCAUUCAUCAUCUUGUCCCAUGGCACAGCCCGACUUCAAACAUACACAACCAAGUUCAACUUCACUUGGGCACCGACUACGUCAAAGAGAUGGAUUCCUUACGAUACCUCGUCUCAGAAACUCCGUCACUCGACGAAUGCAUGCCAGCACUUAUCCGUCAGCAUCUGGUUCUCGGAGCCGACCCCGACGGACCUCGUCGAUCAUCCCCCAAUCUCUGCGCUCACGCCUCCCUGGCAACAAGGCCAUACCCCUGCUGCGCCGAUAAAUGUUCCCCAAAUUACAUCAGUCGCUGGCAAAAGCGUCCUGUUGCCGACUAAUGGCUGCUCGUCUUGUCCUCGUCUGCCAGCCACCGCCCCAUUCAUCGCUCGCAAUUACUCCAGCUCAAUAGUUGUCCUCUCCCACCCCGCUGUGGCCAGCCCCUCCAAUACCACAGGAAACAAUGCUCACGGCGUGGAGCAGCACCGCAAGUCCUCCCAGAUAGAAGCGGAAUCCCAUCGUGCUGCGCACGGUGAGGAGCUCCAGUCUCCAGAUUCCAGUCACUCAGCGAGAUUAUUCUCCUCGGAUAUACCUAUCUUCUCCAAGAGGCAUGUAUGUACCUCCAUACGACAGGCAUCAUCUCCCAGCGUGUCACUGCGACAAGCCAUCAACACAGGGGGUUGUCACUCGCACCAUCAUCCCGACAAACUCACCGCGUCUUUUCCCGCCAUAUUGCCUCGGUCGCCCAACCAUGCUCCGAUCAAGCUUCCCCAUGCUCGCUUUUGUCGACCGGCCAAGGACCUCGGUGCGUCCAGCAGCCUAAUUGCACGUCCCUUUCCGACACGCGACUGCUUCACCGACCUUCCCUUAUUGUUCCUCACAGACCAGCGACCCAACGUUGCCCAAACUCAGCAGGGUAUAUGCCUUCUUGCCGUGGCCAUCGUGAUCAUUGUUGAUUAUGUUCUGAAAGAGACCAUCUACUAUGGAAACACGUCGUCUACAAUACCCGCCUGGUACACGUACUGGUCUCGAGUAGCACCGCCACGGCGAUGUGUCGGGACCCCUACGGAUAGAGGCGCCGCCUCCCAUGCGCCACUGCGUCUCCUACGGGAACUCGGCGUAGAUGUCCUAGUCGCCAUGUGUUCGCUUGAAAUUUUGACUGCCAGCACUUUAUCGUUGAACAGCGUCAUAACCAUGUAUCGCAUUCUAAGUCGCACCCGUCGCGCACCUAUUCUUGUUAGCCUCAAACCACGCCUCCAACUGCGACGCGAGGCGCAAAUCGAACCGAGCGUCUCCCAUACGACAGGUUCAUUGCUUGUGGUUACUCCCAGCCAAGCGAAACGGUCUACCUGCGCCAAUCAAGGGCCCGCUGAUCAGGUCGCGAUGCUGGAUACACCUUCCACAAUAGGCACUCGAUCAUGCAUCCCGGAGAUGUCCCGCGUGAUGCUCAUGAUCCUCACCUUUACUGAGGCACUGCUUGUAUAUCCUCGACAAUCGGGCAAACAAGUUCUCUCAGGGCUGUCUAUCUCAGGGGCCGCUUCAAAGUUCAGCCCAAUUCCCAGGCUCCUGGGCCACUCGCUGCCCAGCAGGUCGCAAGCGCACGGGUCACCGGGGGUCCAAGCCUCACCUUGGCUUCUCGACUGGGUUAUGCUAUGGUCCUGCUGCCUGGUUUGCUUCUAUCAUCUCCCGGACAAGCCGCAGAUGUCAAGCGGGAACCGGAAGCAUUCACGCGGCGAAGCGGGCGUUCUCGCGCAAAGUCUAGCUGCAACCUGCCUCACCGAUAUCCAACUCCACGACCGCGAAGCUACACUACAAACUUUCUUGAUCAAUAAGGCCGUGCCCGGCAAAGAGGCAGCGGUGUGUCCAGCGCCGGGGACACCCAGCGGAACGGUUCCCCGUAUUCACCAUCCCAGUGACAUCAGCCGUGAAGCGGUCUUCUCCCGUUCGGGCUUUUGUCAAUUUGCGAGCGUUGCUGUCGUUGGCUAUAUCUCACCGAAAAGAGCCGGCGAAUCUACUCGGAAUUCCCGCAAAUUGGGAUAG
Molecule: messenger RNA, 3312 nt
Organism: Colletotrichum lupini
Lineage: Eukaryota; Fungi; Ascomycota; Sordariomycetes; Glomerellales; Glomerellaceae
Exons: 24
Coding region: 1-3312 (1103 amino acids)
Source: RefSeq, a predicted model, not a curated record